Messenger RNA from Procambarus clarkii (red swamp crayfish), 8635 nucleotides. The record is from RefSeq and is a predicted model, not a curated record. Lineage: Eukaryota; Metazoa; Arthropoda; Malacostraca; Decapoda; Cambaridae.
UACUGCUAGGUGGACAGGGGCAUGAAGUGAAAGGAAACGUGCUCAACCAUUUCUGUGCCGCUCAGGAUUCAAACCCGGAAUUCUUGAUUGUGUGUCGAGAACGAACCUGACUGUAGUGUACUACUGGAACCCCCUAAAAAUGCAGCAUCAUGAAAUGGUUGAGGCAAUGAAUGGUCACGCUAAGGAUGAGGGAAAUGGGGGUGGGACUGGAGAUGAUGAUAACAUUUGCCGAGACUUCUUACGCAAUGUUUGUCGUCGUGGGAAACGGUGCAAGUUUCGUCAUCCCGAUGAUGGUGAUCAAGGCCCUCAAGGAUUAACUCAAGUUAAGGCUGAUUUGACAUUUUGCCAUGAUUACCAGAAUGGACAUUGUUCGCGUCCAAUGUGUAGAUUUAUUCAUUGCACAUGUGAGGAUGAGGACUACUACUUACGCACGGGAGACAUUCCUCCACAUGUCCUGGACCAGGCUAUUCGCAAGGGGCAGCUUGGAGAUGUUACACUUAAUGGUGAUGUUCCCAUUUGUAAGGAUUACCUAAUGGGAGAAUGUUCAAGAAGAAGAGGUGGCAAGUGCAAAUUUCGGCAUCUCACCCAGAGGGAAUACGAGCAAGAGAUUUAUGGAACCAGCCACAGGGAUAUUGAUCAAGGCACCAACCAUUAUGAACAUUCAGUCAACCCUGACCUGCUUGGAAACUUAGGUCCGCCAGAUCCCAAACGACACAGGCUGGAACCCAAGCUGCUGCCUAUAGAUUUUCAAAGAGAAGGAGAGUUUAUUAUUCCCAUUGAAGAGAUUGGAAGGGACAUUCUUGGAAGAGAAAUCAGUUUGAGAGAAUUUCGAGAACGUGAACGGGAUAAGGAACUAGAUAGGAGGGGAUUGGAAGAAAUUCUGUUGUUGAGGAAGCAAAUGGAUAAUCUGAAGAAGGAAAAUGCAUCACUCAAAAAAGAAGUAUCAGACCUAAGAGCAACCAAUGAGUUUCUCCUGGAUCAGGUGACAUCCUUACGCCUGAGCAAGGCGAGUGGUAGUAUGACGGCAGUUACCGUUCCAGCUGUAAGUUUAGCGUCCACUAUUCCUGUGGCAACCAGUGUCCAGCCUCUCACUGCUGCACGGCUAUCUCAGCCAAUGCCCAUAACCUCUGAUGGCUCUGUAGUGGCAUUACCGCCAGGCCCACCUCGGCCUCCUCCUCCCCCGCAAGCUCCACAGCAGGCACCUCCUCAGUCAAUGGCUCCCCCGUCACAACCAGUGGGAGUGGCACCCCCUGGUCCAGCAGUUGUAGGCUCAGUAGGUGGUGUUCAGGUCUCUCUUGCGCAGGUGUCCACUGUGUCUCUUAAUCCGCAGAUUGCUCCAGCCACUUCCAUGACCCCUUCCAUGGCUCCACCAUCUGCUCAGAGCAUGGCACAAGCAAUAUCAAUGAGUGGAGCUACUGGCCACUUGGUGUCAUAUCCCAUUAUGACACAGCCAGGGCUUAGACCUCAGCUCCAAUGAAGCCAGGCCAGCCGUGGCCCUGUCACGGUGUCGUCAACAGUUGUGUCAUCAAAUAUUGUUCCAGUUUCUGAUGUAGCAACACAUAUCCUUCCUUCAACAUAUGUUACCAUUUGGGGUCAUCCUGGUCAGCAGGGAUCAAUAUAAAUUCACAAAUUUAGCAACUAGUGGUGAAUCAUUCUAAUUUGAUAUUGACCCUUAUGCAGUUGUAUGCACAUUAUCUGUGCUUGCAUAUAACUAGCAUAUAUCAGAAUAAAGCAUUCUGAAAUUGUACACAGCCUCUAUUUACAGUAAAUUUGAUGUUCAGUAAUCAUUCACUAGACAAUUUGGACUCUUCCCAGACUACUAUUGAGUUAUUGGAAACAAAUUUGGAGUAUUCCAAAAUUAAUUUUGACGUUUAUUUAAUCAAAAUAUUUGUCCAUAUUAUGUUAUUUUUGUAUUAUUAGAGUGACGUAGAAGUUAAUGUUGCAUUCAUAUUUACAUGGAAAAUGAAAUACAGUACAUUACUGUAAUGAUAUUGCAUAGUUUGUAAUUGGAAAGGCAGGUUAAUAUUGGCAUACUUUUUAUUGUACAUUUUCUGAAAUUAUUUGUAAAGUUGGAAGUAUAAUCAUUGAUCGUAAUAUUUUUGUCUACCAAAUUAUUAAUCUCUGUAUCGUUAGGUAUCUCCAGUGGGGAUAAUGUUUGUUUUAUCUUGUUUCUGUUUUGUAUUUGUUUUUCUGGCAGUUUUCUGCUCAAUACAGUGUUUUGGGAGCACCUAAUUGUUUUGACCUGAGACUUAAAAUGCUAUAGUUUGAACAAGAAUAUAUUGCUCCUAUUGAAAGUAAGCAUUUUAGAUAGCAAUUUUUUUAAUGUCUUGAGAAAACCCUCUUCCUAUUGACUUGAAAUUAGUAACACAUAUUACAGAAAGGUUUCUUUCAUUAUUGGGUCGUUUAGCCCCAUGGCACCUUAAUUUUGUUAAUGUUAGAAUUUUCUGAGGAGAGUCCCUCUGGCUCCCUGGAGCUAUACCGAGCUGAUAUGUUUACCAGCUGAAAUGUUUACCUGGUUAGGCACUCAGUAGAUGCCUACCUUUCUGGGUGCCUAACCUGGUAGAUGGCAGACAUAGAAUGCUUCCAAUCACAUGGGGCCUCUCUGCCUCUCUGAGGGGGUCAGGUUGUAGCUUGUGGUCCCCAGUACCUUACUUUGAGGGAGAUGAUUUUGAAGCUUAGCGUCCCCAUGGCCUGGUCCUCAACCAGGCUUAGACCAAGUAGGCUAGAACUCCAAUCGAAUUGACUGAUGCCGCGGUCUAAUAUAUACAUAUCAGCCCGGUACAGCUCCAGGAAUCCUCCGGGACUCUUCUAUCUUCAAAUGUUAAUCAUGUAAUUUAUUUAUGCUGCUUUGAUGUUAUGAAUGAUAUGUAAUUUUGUACUUGUUUCCUACCAUAUACAGUACCAUAAAGUAUAUGGUAAGUCUAAUGAUUCUUGUCAUAAGAGAGUAAUACAAAACAAAAUUUGCCACAGAAACCAUGCUUGGUGAUUUUUGUAAAAUGUAUUAUUGAGCCUGACCACAAGAUAUUAAUCUGCUUUUCCAAGAGAUUUAUGUACAUAGUGUUAAAAUACCUCUGUGUUAUUUUUAGUACACAUUAUUCUCCCUUAUUUUGUUGUGGACUUCUAUUCACUAUUUAAAUAAUAUAAUUAAUACUAAAUAUGUACAGUACAUACAAGAAUAUUUAGAAGAAUGAGAGCUGCCAGUUCAUAUUCAGAUAACAAAUUUUAUUUAUUGGGAGUGAUUGUAUUUGUACAGUGUAACCUUGUUCAGUGAGUUGGAAUCUAGUGUUGUCCAGCAGAGAGAGAGAGAGAGCCCUGUAACCUAAUACCCCAUAACUGAUGAGCCUGUUGGUCACCCAGAUGGGAUCACACACACACUGCCUCCCCUUGAAGAAUGGGAGGCGUUUGUGUGGGACUACACGUGCAUAUCAACCAUGGCUAACACCUAUAUUGACUUCAGUUUUACACAAUCAGGUAGUGCUGCCACCCACAAAGAAUCAGGCAAGUCUCGUAAGUACAGAGAUUUAUAUCACGGUUGCAAUUUUGUCACUAUUGCUUCAGAAACACUUGGUGCCUAGGGUAAAAGCACAUGUUAUGAAGAAUCAGUUCUAAGCUAAUCAAAACAGCAAGAAACCCUAGAGCUGCUAACUUUCAUUUUCAAGCAUCUCAACGUGGCAAUACAGAGAAGAAAGGCACACUGCAAUCAGUGUUCCUGUCUGCCAUUUGAGGAGCUGGCCUUGCUUAAGUUCUACUCUCAGCUCCAGGCCUCACACAAUCACCCUCGUCUCGCCUAUCACAGCACAUCAUUAUACAGUAUUUCUAACACAGGACUGCUGUAACCAAAACUAUAUUAAAUAAAAAUAAAAAAAAUUAUACUCCUAGUGGUGUAAAAGGAGGAGCUUAAAUGUAUGAAAUAUUAAGAAAAUAGAUUAGUUAUUCAUUUGCUUUAGAAAGGGGUGAGGCUUGAGAAAGUCUUUGUAGCUGUGGAAUGAUCAUCUAUUUUAUGCUAUUAUGCGAAAGUAAAGAUGGGAGAAUAUUUUUGUUAAUUUUCCCGAGAUUGGCAGAUAAUGAUGUUACUGUAUUUCCUAAAAAAAAAAAUUUAAAUUUUGGUUUUUAACUUGAUUUGUCUCAGACAUGUGUCUUUAUUCUGUGAUCAUGUGGCAUAACAUCGCGUUACUCAAAGAUUUCUUAUUCGUUUUCUUUCAAUAUUUCAUUGUUUGAUAGGUGAUGAGGUGAUUAUCUAAAAAAGUAGUCAGAUUAAUUUAAUUUAGAGAAAUGAGUAAACUGGAGCAAGAGGAAGUUGAUAUAGGAGCAUAGUAUCAGCACUAGUGCAAUUUCUGAUUGUAAUGGUGCCCUAAAAUUCAGAUUUUGGAAUUCAGUGCCAAGUGAAGGAGAAUUGGUGGCAAUAGCUCCAAGUUACCAAUUCUCAAUAAAGUAUGAGAGUUAGAUGAGGCUGUUUUUAAGUGGUUUAUAUCUACAAAGAUUAACAAGAGCUAACCUGGUUAUAUCCUUAGUACUGUACAAAGUAUUUUUGUAUUACUCUUUUUAGCUUUCUGUUUUUUACUCCACUAUACUUUUAAUGUGUUAUUUAUAUGUUUUUCUGUAUGCACAAAGAUGUGUUCUAUCACUUUUGGUAAGUAAUACAAAUUAAAUUUGGAGUAAAUGGCAAACAUUUGAAGUAAUUCUCAGAGAGCUGGAAUAGGUGUGAUCCCAAUUAAUGCGCCCAAGCAAGGUUACACUGUAUUGUAUACAACAAUCCAUGAAGAGCACUGUACACCUGGUCUUAUGAAAUGGUAAAUUGCUGCUAUGGAUGGCUACUGGAGUGUAGUAGUGCUCUUUUCUCUAUCACAUGUAUACUGUCAAUGAUAAAGUUAACAGAUAAAUGAAUAUUUUUUAAUAUGUAUAAUCUUUUACUAUAUUAUUCCCGACUUUUUUUCUCUGGUCUGAUGCAUUCCCUUUCCUUGAGAAUAUGAGGUGGGUUAAUGGUAAUGGUGUGUGUAUGGGAAGCCAGACGUCUUGUAUUUCAUAGGCUAUAGUAUUCAUAUACAGUAUUUUGAUUAUUUGCCUAUGCUAAGAAACCAGAACAUUUUCUCAAGCACCACUUAUUAGUAAUACUUUUCAAGUAUUCUCUGAAAUUCUGUUGUAAUUAUAAAACAAUGUCUUCAAAACAAGAUAUGAAGACAAGCAUUAGAGGUACCGUAAUGCAGAUUUAUAGCCACAGUUCUGGCCCGAGUGUAGCCAUAGUUGGUCAGCUUCAAGUGUCUACGUUAGCUGUAUUCUGCCAGUAAAUAUAAAGAGGCGCAUCUAUACUUUUUUGUAAAGGAAUGUACUGUAUAUUAGAUAAAGAGGCAGAGACAAGGUUUUAUAUUUUCAGGCAAAUAAAGUUGUUGAUGAGCAAAGCUGUGAGAAUAUUACAUGUUGUAUUUUACAUUGAUGUAUUUACCUCUAACAAAAACAUUAAAAUAACUGUUUUAUGUGAAUAUUUCAGCUAAAGGAUUAAUCUCAAAAAAUGCAUAUAUCUGUACUGUAUAGUAGUAUUUUUUUUUUUUUUUUUAGUUUUUCAGCUUAUUAAUUAAAAUAUAUAUAUAUAUAUAUAUAUAUAUUGCAUAUUUUAUAUACUGUACUUUCAUAAAAUUUUAUUUGAAUUGUAUGCAUGUAUAAGUGCUUGUAUAAAUGCAUGUUUUUAUGUGAUAAUACUGGAUGUGGAUUUAAGUUGGUCAUGCCAGUGCCAACAAUUGUCAUGUUGACAAUAAUUACUGGGUACAUAUUCUCCAUUUUAACCCAAAUACUAGCUGUUGAUCAUUUAUUCUGUUUGUUUUCAAGGAAGGCUCUCUCAUUAGCUCCUCAGUACUUACGCAGUACUUAAUAUCACUGAGCCUAAGGAUUGCACCAGGUCUCUGAAACUUGCAUUUACCUAUCAGAAAUCAGGACCAGAAUCUGGCUCUCUCAAAGAAGUGAGGAGAGUUUAGAAAUCAAAGAUCGACCCAGACCUGAUGAAAACUGACCAGAAAAUCAAGGUGAAACAAAACAGAUCACUGCUUGGAAGAAAGAAAUAAUAACGGGGAAAAUAAGGUAGAUAAUUGUUUGCUGUGGGUAAAUAUCCCUAGUCCUACACAAUGACAUCACAAGAACGUGAUAUCUCUUAAGAAAAUAUUGAGGCUGUACGAUGGGAUUGAACCUGCUUGCGUGGACUCCCCAGCUGUGCGCACACUACUGACUGAACCAUGAUGAUAUCAGAAGUAUCACACACAGAAGUUCUACCCGACAUACUUGGAGUUUGGAAGGCACCAUCCAGCACCACAAUCCAAGUUUUACAAGAUAACCACCCAAAUUUGGGUGUUGAUAGUGAUAUUCCACAUCUCUCACCCCAUCAUUGUUACAUGUCCACACUUAGGUGUUAGUAGUGACAUUCUCCAUCUCUCGCCCCAUGAAUGUUAUCUGCUCAUACUUGGAUGUUGAUAGUAAUGUUCCCCGCUGUCUCACCCACAUCAGUGCACAAUGAAAUCACAAGAACAUGAUGUAUCUAUGAGAAAAUAUUGAGGUCAUACGAUGGGAUCAUACCUGCAUCCCUAGACUUUAGACGUACGCUUUGUAUUUUAUUUUGUUUAAGCUUUUUGGUUGGUUGUGCUAAUUUUUUGUUGAUGUCGGAUCCCCAAGCCUCCCUGCUUCAUUGACAGCUCCACAUUCUGGUCCUGGCUACUGGUCGGACAGCAUGGGCCUUAAUCCUCACACGGUCUGUAGCACCUGAAACUAGUGCUAACUGUAGCACUGAAACCACCAUUUAAGCACUGGGAAACUACUGAGGGGCCCUCCAAGACAGGAUGUUUUAUUAUGUUGAACACAUUUAAUAAACAGAUGGUGUAAUCAGCUAAUUGUCCAAUGAUAUAGUACUGUAAUGCAACUAAAUUUUUCAAAAAGUGAUUCAAUUCAUACAGGAAAUAUGAAGUGACUUGUCCAUAAAUGUGGUAACACCAUUUUCAGUAAGAAAUACAGAUCUCACUUAGUCUUGCUGGAUAGUUCACUGUUUAAACCAUCAACAUUUAUUAAAAGUUCCUUAACAACAAAUAAUUAAUAGACAAGAGAUAUUUUAUACUUUUGAAUAUUUUACAGUACAUGUUCCUGUAUUCUAUCUGCUUUCAUUGCAUUGUUCACCUUUUUCUCCUGGUUAGUGCCUCCCCAUCCCAUCACAGUGAGAAACGGAGUAGUGUACAAUACUCUACUUGUAUGUAAACCGUAGAAGAAUUAAUUGUUGUCCACUGGACAAUUGUCAGCACUGGCAUGACCAACUUCAAGCAUAUUCUCAUGUGAAAGUUGCAUUUACACAUAUGGUUCUGCAUGCUUGUAAUUAUAUUAUUAAGUUUUGAAUAUUGUUAAAACAAUUUAAAAUAUAUGUUAGAAACUGAGAAAAAUCAUCUAUACUAUUCACAUUUUUAGAGGAUUAGCCCCACAACAAAAUGCUUGUGGCUGCAUGUCACAUGCAAAGUGUCUAUACAGAGUGUUGUCAAGGUUUAUUGAUUUUCUAUCACUUAAAUCUCAUGGAUGCUGCCCUGGUUAACAAGAAAUAUAAUCUGAAAAAAGAACAAAAAAUUGCUUUCCAAGAUUUUCACAGAAUUUUUAAUUAAGGUGUUUCUGGUAUGGCCUAACUUUUUGACUGUGGGUGUGAUGAUGAUUUGAGACAUCAAAGAUACUUGGCACACCACUUAAGAUCAAUGUAUAACUGUGUGUACAAAAUAGCUUCACUAUUUUCAUAAGAAUUCUUGAAUAAGUAUUUACUUUAAUAGGAUACAUUAUAGUAAACAGAACUUUUUGUCCACUUUAAGUAAUUUAUUUUUCAAGAUAGCAAUUUAGUCAUUAAUAUAAAUAAUAUCAAAUACAGUAAAUGGUUUAAAGUUUCAUUCAAAUUUUUAACAUGAAAAAUGUUCAAUUUUUUACUUUUUUUUUUUUUUACGGGAAAUUAUUGUUUGUGAAAAUCCACAUUUUUAUUUUGUGUAUGAAUGUAUGUUUUAUAUCUUUUAUUAGUUUUGUAAAUAUGAAAGUAUAUUUAUGUACUUGGAUAAUUCAUGACGUAUUAUUUCCUGCUUCCGGUAAACUUCCAUUGAAGGGUCAUGCCAUCCAUAACAGACAAUGUACCCUUCACUUUGUACACAUGUUUUUUAGCUUAUAUACCUACAGGCUUUGAUGAUAUUUCCUCAUUGCCUGAUUGAAGUUUAUGUUGGACACUACAUUACUUAAUAUGGUUGGUGUUCAACCAAGAAUAUAAAAGGGAAGUAUGGAAUAUAAGCUUUUUUCUUUUGUAGAAGUACAGUAGUAUUUUAUUAAUGAUUUUGUAUAUUUUUUGUCUAGAUAUUUUAGUGCAUUGUGUAUUACAGAAAACUCAAAUUUUAUAGAAAACAUUGAUACAUAUUUUGUUAUUUUUAUCAACCUUUGAUUAAAAAAGGUUAGACAUUUUGGUGGUGUUGGGAUUUAAAGCAGAGUACAGUAUAGUACUUAGAAAAUAAUGAUUUGUUGUGCAGAGUAGUUCUGCUUAAUAGACCUGAAUACCCAAUUAAUCUUCCCCAUUAUAUGGGUGACUUAUUUAACUAUGCCAUAGACAAUAAAUAUUUGUAAAUUUCUGUAAUAAAAUGUAGUUAAAACUUUA